Molecule: messenger RNA, 1026 nt
Organism: Hibiscus syriacus
Lineage: Eukaryota; Viridiplantae; Streptophyta; Magnoliopsida; Malvales; Malvaceae
Product: abscisic acid receptor PYL8-like
Exons: 4
Coding region: 124-705 (193 amino acids)
Biological process (GO): abscisic acid-activated signaling pathway
Cellular component (GO): cytoplasm; nucleus
Molecular function (GO): signaling receptor activity; abscisic acid binding; protein phosphatase inhibitor activity
Source: RefSeq, a predicted model, not a curated record
CCUUUCCGUGAUUCCCCUUUAACGGUACCCGAACCCGCUAAUUCGCCCCCCUCUUUCCCGCCGUCGGUUACUUUUUUCUCCACCGCACUUCCCCGGGCUAGGGUCUCUGCUGAAGUUACCUCGAUGGUGACCAAUGAUUAUAUCGCCAUGAACGGGAACAAGUUUAGUAAGGUAGGAGAAGAGUUCAUCAAGAAGCACCAUAAACACGACGUUAAAGAAAAUCAGUGCAGCUCUUCCCUGGUUAAACACAUCAAAGCUCCGGUUCAUCUCGUUUGGUCUUUGGUGAGGAGAUUCGAUCAACCGCAGAAAUAUAAGCCAUUUGUUAGCAGGUGUGUUCUGCAGGGUGACCUUCAGAUUGGAAGUGUUAGAGAAGUCAAUGUUAAGUCAGGUUUGCCGGCCACAACUAGCAAAGAAAGGUUAGAGUAUCUAGAUGAAGAUGAGCAUAUUUUGAGCAUGAAGAUUUUCGGAGGAGACCAUAGGUUGAAGAACUACUCAUCCAUUGUUACAGUGCAUCCCGAGGUCAUUGAUGGCAGACCAGGAUCAUUGGUGAUCGAGUCCUUUGUAGUGGAUGUACCAGAAGGGAACACCAAGGAUGAAACAUGCUACUUCGUCGAGGCACUGAUCAAGUGCAACCUCAAGUCACUGGCCGAUGUGUCAGAGCGCUUGGCUGUUGAGGAUCGGACCGAGCCAAUCGAAAGAAUGUGAAAAAUCCAGGCCUGUACCGACACCACCAAGUUAGUCGUUGUGGGGCUGAAUAGACAAUUUGGGCAUUCCUGCUAGCAGAGUGAACAACUAUUUCCUUACAUUUUUAUGCUUCUUGUUUUGAUUAGAACAAUGAUCUUUAGGUGUCUUGUGUUGAUAGUAGCUGACAAUUAAACUCAUCCGCAGCCUACGGGUUUAGUAAAUGAAGAAAAACGGAUCGAAAACUUCUCUGUGGUGUUUGUCUAAUGGGGGUGGUGAAUCGGUAUUUGUUUGUAAAUAUGUAAGCAGGAUGGAUACCUUUAUGUUCAUAUCUUUAGUUUUGCA